Messenger RNA from Psylliodes chrysocephalus, 1302 nucleotides. The record is from the annotation of a GenBank genome assembly. Lineage: Eukaryota; Metazoa; Arthropoda; Insecta; Coleoptera; Chrysomelidae.
GUUUGAGUGAAGUCUGAAGUUCCUGUCAAAUCGAGGAAAAUUUAUUUUUAAAAAUAUUAAAAAUGACAACGUGUCUGUAGCACUAAGCUGCAAAACAUUUAAUUAAUAACAUAAAACUAUUUAAAUAUCAAUUAAAAUGAAUCGUAAAGAUAAUUUUAUUAUGAAUCCUGAACCAGUUGCACCAAAAAUUAGUAUAUUAUGUUUAGAUAUAAGCAAAUUUAGCAAGACUUCUCAGUUUUUGCUAUGUUCUUGUGCUGUUUUCCUAUUUUUUCUCUUGUACGGUUAUAUGCAGGAACUCAUAUUUACUAUUGACAAUUUUAAGCAUUAUGGAUGGUUUUUAACGCUAAUUCAAUUUGGGUAUUAUAGUAUAUUUGGUUUUGUUGAAGUCAAAAUAAGAAAAAUUGAAUCAAGAAAGAUACCAAUUAAGAUAUACUUCUUUUUAGCCCUGUUAACACUGGGAACAAUGGGUUUCUCAAAUGCUUCUUUAGGCCAUUUAAAUUACCCAACUCAAGUUAUAUUUAAAUGUUGUAAACUUAUUCCUGUCUUAAUUGGAGGAAUUUUAAUUCAAGGAAAACGAUAUGGACCAUUGGAUUUCAUAGCUGCUCUUUUAAUGUGUAUUGGACUAACUUUGUUUACUUUGGCUGAUUCUCAAGUGCAACCAAAUUUUAACACAACUGGAAUUGUAAUGAUUUCGUUGGCAUUAUUAUGUGACGCAGUAAUUGGCAAUGUUCAGGAAAAAUCUAUGAAAAAUUAUGGGGCCACAAAUGCAGAAGUAGUUUUAUAUUCUUAUGGUCUAGGAUUUUUGUACAUUUUUAUUGUGAUGUUACUCACUGGAGAUUUUACAGAUGGAAUUAAUUUUUUUUCUCAGAAUCCUAAGAAAAUGUAUGGUUAUGUAUUUCUCUUCUCAUUUACCGGAUAUUUGGGAAUACAGGUAGUUCUAACUUUAGUAAGGACAUCAGGAGCCUUUGCAGCUGUAACUGUUACAACUUGUAGAAAGGCUGUGACGAUCACUAUUUCAUUCAUUUUGUUCAGCAAACCCUUCAUAUUUCAGUAUGUUUGGUCUGGAUUGCUAGUCGUGCUAGGCAUUUAUCUGAAUUUAUUAAGUAAAAAACAUCCAUUUACUCUAUCAGACUGUGAACAUAAACUUGAAUCGAUUUAUAGGUAUUUACGAUCUAAAUUUAUUGCAAGUAGUUAUAAAAGUGGACAUUAUUUAACAGAAGUCUGACUGUGAUUAUAUGGCUGUGAUAUUUUAAUUAUAAACUUAAAUAGAAUGUUAAUACAAUUUUGGAUAUUUUGAUGCAG